UCCUCUAUUUCACUCACCGUAACAAAUUCCACACCUCCCAAAACCCUAAACAAUGGAACCAGAACCUUCUUCACAAGAAAUUAGCAAAAAAGCCGCCAAAAAGGAAGCCGCCAAGGCCAAAAAAGCCGCCGCCAAAAAAGAUUCCGCCGCCACCGUAUCCAACAUCACAAUCGACGUACCCGAUCCUCUUGCCGAAAACUACGGCGACAUUCCGAUCGAAGAACUUCAGUCAAAAACAAUCGCCGACCGUGUUUGGACCACCGUCGGUACACUCACCGAUGAAUUGGAAGGAAAAAACGUGUUAAUCCGUGGCCGAGCUCAGGCGAUUCGUGCCGUUGGUAAAAAAAUGGCGUUUUUUACUGUUAGAGAGAGAAUUGAUACUGUUCAGUGUGUGUUGACUGUUGCUGAGGGUUUAGUGAGCCCUCAAAUGCUUAAGUUUGCUGCUGGUAUUUCUAAGGAGUCGUUUGUCGAUAUCGAAGGUCUCGUUUCCGUUCCGCCCUCGCCUAUUAAAGGCGCAUCUCAGCAGGUUGAAAUACAAGUGAGAAAGAUCUAUGUUGUAAACAGGGCAUCUAAUUUGCUUCCUAUGAAUGUUGAGGAUGCUGCUAGAAGUGAUGUUGAAAUUGAGAAGGCUUCGGAGGCAGGAGAACAACUCGUUCGGGUGAAUCAGGAUACUCGUUUGAACAACAGGGUUCUGGACUUGCGCACACCUGCGAAUCAAGGGAUUUUCCGCCUUGAAAGUCAAGUGUUAACGUUCUUUCAACAGUUUCUGCUGAAUGAAAAAUUUGUCCAAAUCUGCACGCCAAAGUUAACUGCAGGAACUAGUGAAGGUGGUGCUGCUGUUUUUAGACUGGACUACAAAAAACAGCCUGCUUGUCUUGCCCAAUCUCCCCAGCUUCAUAAGCAGAUGGCAAUCUGUGGUGAUUUUGGACGUGUUUAUGUGAUCGGUCCCGUCUUUAGAGCUGAAGACUCUUAUACCCAUAGACAUUUGUGUGAAUUCACUGGUCUUGAUGUGGAAAUGGAAAUUAAACAGCAUUAUUCUGAGGUGAUGGAUAUCGUAGACCGCCUUUUUGUUGAAAUGUUUGACAAACUGAAUGAAAGAUGCCAGAAAGAGUUAGAGGCUAUUGGGAAGCAAUAUCCUUUCACGCCAUUGAAAUACUUGCGGAAUACUCUGCGACUUACAUUCGAAGAAGGUGUUCAAAUGCUUAAGGAUGCUGGCGUUGAGGUUGAUCCACUAGGGGACCUGAACACGGAAAGUGAAAGGACUUUAGGGAAACUUGUGUUGGAGAAGUAUGGAACUGAAUUCUAUAUACUACACCGCUACCCAUUGGCUGUUCGACCGUUUUAUACGAUGCCUUGUCCAGACAACGAAGCCUAUAGCAACUCAUUUGAUGUUUUCAUCAGAGGAGAAGAGAUCAUUUCAGGAGCCCAGCGUGUGCACUUACCUGAACUUCUGGAGUCGCGCGCAACAGAAUGUGGCAUUGAUGUGAAAACAAUAUCAACUUAUAUCGAUUCCUUCAGGUAUGGUGCGCCGCUACAUGGUGGGUUUGGAGUUGGAUUAGAACGUGUUGUGAUGCUCUUCUGUGCUCUUGACAACAUCCGCAAGACAUCGCUAUUCCCCCGUGACCCACGAAGGCUAGAACCAUAGGUUUUUUUCAAGCAGAUUUGCCUCUUUGCCUUUUCAGUAUAUCUAGUAAGCAAUUAUAUUUUGACAGCAUUAUGAUUUCUUGCUUGAGAAGGUGUUAAGAGGGGCCCAUGAAACCGUUAUUUUGGCUCAUGUUUAUGUUCAAACUAUGAAGUUCUCAUGAUGAAACCUUCUACUAUUUGGUUAUA
Molecule: messenger RNA, 1830 nt
Organism: Erigeron canadensis
Lineage: Eukaryota; Viridiplantae; Streptophyta; Magnoliopsida; Asterales; Asteraceae
Product: aspartate--tRNA ligase 2, cytoplasmic-like
Exons: 10
Coding region: 53-1645 (530 amino acids)
Biological process (GO): aspartyl-tRNA aminoacylation
Cellular component (GO): cytosol; cytoplasm; aminoacyl-tRNA synthetase multienzyme complex
Molecular function (GO): aspartate-tRNA ligase activity; RNA binding; ATP binding
Source: RefSeq, a predicted model, not a curated record